Messenger RNA from Plasmopara halstedii, 150 nucleotides. RefSeq lists its product as uncharacterized. The transcript is spliced from 2 exons. The coding region runs from base 1 to 150 and encodes 49 amino acids. The record is from RefSeq and is a predicted model, not a curated record. NCBI's taxonomy places the organism in Eukaryota, Oomycota, Peronosporomycetes, Peronosporales, Peronosporaceae.
AUGAGACAGCUUGGCUCAGCGCUAAGCAAUUUACCAAAGAUGAAAGUGGCUCUUGUUGUAAUCCCUCGGAAGAGACCAAUUCUUUCGAAGAAAGCCCUCAUAGUUUGGGUAUAUCGAGCAAGUACAUAUUGCAUCAUAUCUUUGCUGUAA